Limanda limanda (common dab) is the source of this 2381-nucleotide messenger RNA. Its product is annotated as C-Jun-amino-terminal kinase-interacting protein 1-like. The record is from RefSeq and is a predicted model, not a curated record. Gene Ontology annotation, molecular function: protein binding. Gene Ontology annotation, cellular component: cytoplasm. Gene Ontology annotation, biological process: regulation of JNK cascade. NCBI's taxonomy places the organism in Eukaryota, Metazoa, Chordata, Actinopteri, Pleuronectiformes, Pleuronectidae. The transcript has 12 exons. The coding region runs from base 1 to 2349 and encodes 782 amino acids.
AUGGACAAAUAUCGACCAAAGAGGCCGACCACCCUGGCUCUGUUCCCACAGCUGCCACAGGCCGGCACCCAGGACACCAUCAACAACAACUCUUUCGGAAAGAAGGAAAGUUGGAAGGAUACCCACUCGUCCUCUCCACACAUCACAGGGGACCUAGCACCACCGGAUGUUAAACCCAAAGCAGAGGACAAAGUCCGGCACAACACUCGGCGCCCUGCACCCAAACCCCCGACAGCCAAUGAGGGGAGGAGCCGGAGCAACACUCAGGCGCCGGCCAACGCCUCCUCGGACGCUCGCACUCGCCUGAGGGACAAACAAGGGCCGGGCGCCACGCACACACAGACCUCCAUCCCUCCGAGGAGUCAGAGGAGAGGAGCAGCCACAGCAGCAGGAGGAGGGAGAGGAGGAGGAGGAGGAGGAGGAGGAGGAGGAGGAGGAGGAGGAGGAAGAGGAGGAGGAAGAGGAGCAGCAGCGAUGAGAGACAGGAGCCUGGGGGACGUCAAGGGGAAGGAUGGAGUGACGGCCGGGAGGGAGGAGAGGAGAACAGGGAGGCUGUGUGCGGAGGCCAAGGCCAAGGAGAAGGAGAAGGAGAGGAAUGUCCAUCAGAGGCCGAGAGAAACCAACGGCCUGAAGAGCCGGGGGUCCGAGGGGAAAGGGAGGGGGGGCUCUAAAGCCGGGAACCGAGGAGGAGGGGGGGCACUGAAACCAAAUCACCUGCUGUCCAACCCGGAGGUCUACCUGCCGGCCAUGGUGGUCCCACGCACACCUGUAGCACCGAGGAGCCAGGACAAGACCCGGGACAAAGGGCAAAUCCAUGACGGGACCCAGGACAACCCUCGGGCCAUGUCCCGGUCCAGCAGUGAGGGGGGGUCCAACAGGAUGUCCCUCAGCUCCGACAACGAGGGCCCCCCCCCAGGGCCCCCCCCAGGGCCCUUGCAUCCGUCUCUCUCCCACAGAACCAACUCUGACAUCAGGGAGGAGGACGGCGAGGGAGACCCGACUCCCGGCCGGAGCGUCCAGAACCGUCCGUCCCUCUGCCCAGCGGGGGGGCACGAGACCACUGAGAUGGACUGCACCAUGUCGGAGGCGGAGGCAGGGGGGGGGCGAGGUGCCAGGCACCCGGCUGUCACUCAGGGAGAAGCUGUGGCUGCUCGGACUCUAACAAAGAGCGGGACCGCAGCAGCAGCGUUGAGUUCUGACUCAGUGAAACACACGCUGGUGGUGGACGCACACGCUCGGCUGGAGCUCGUCCGCCUGCAGGACUGUUUGCACGGUAACCACGGCAACCACGGCAACCACGAGCACAACGACGACAGCGACACGGAGACGGUCUAUCAGUCGGCCAAUGAGGAGGAAGACCCAGAUUAUGAGGAGGAGAUGAAGAGGAGCGAGGAAGCAAGGAACCAAGAGAGAAGAAAGGAAGAGGAGGAGGCGAAGAAGAGGAGGAGAGAGGAGGACGUGAAGAGGAGGAGAGAGGAGGAGGUGAAGAGGAGGAAGGACGUGGUCACAAAGAUCGGCAGUCGACAGUCCAAGGUAACGUCGACCACGGCGUCAGGGGGGGAGGAGCCUCUCGGAGGAAGAGGCGGAGCUCCCAGCAGCAGGAAGUUCCUCAACCUGUUUGCCAACAACAGCCACUACAGCGCCACAGGCGCCGGCUGCUUCGGUGUCUUCUCCUGUGUUCUGGACGGAGUGGAGCGACCGCAGAGCCACCGCGCCGUCUACAGGUUCGUCCCCCGGCACGCGGACGAGCUCCACCUGGAGACGGACGACCCGGUGCUGCUGCUGAAGCAGAGCGAGGACCUGUGGUGUCAAGGUUACAACAUGAGGACCGGGGCGACCGGCAUCUUCCCGGCUUUCUACGUCGUCAAGUUGGACAAAGAUAUGAACCAAGUACAGCAGGACGGUUGGGUUGAAAAGUUCCAGGUUCGAUUCCUGGGUUCGGUUCAGGUCCCGGUUCACAAAGGUCGAGACGUGAUGUGUGCCGCGAUGCAGAAGGUUGCGUGUAACCGGAGGUUAGCAGGUCAGCCUCCAUCGUCCUGUGUGCUGGAGGUCAGCGUGAAGGGCGUGAAGAUCAACGUCCAGGACCAGUGUCACUCUGCUCACAGGGGGGACCAGUGUUUCCACUUCUUCCAGUUGAAGAACAUCUCGUUCUGUGGUUGUCAUCCUAAACACAGCAAGUAUUUUGGUCUCAUCACCAAACAUCCCGACCAACAUCGCUUCGCUUGUCACGUGAUGAUGUCAGAUGCAACAUUACAUCCUCUGGCCGAGUCGGUGGGGAGGGCGUUCCAGCAGUAUUACAAGGAGCACAUCGGCUACUCCUGUCCCACUGAAGACAUCUUCAUCGAAUAGCACCUCUCCUCCAUCCUUUCUACAGAAUACUC